Cadophora gregata is the source of this 1359-nucleotide messenger RNA. RefSeq lists its product as uncharacterized. Gene Ontology annotation, biological process: carbohydrate metabolic process. The transcript has 10 exons. The coding region runs from base 1 to 1359 and encodes 452 amino acids. Gene Ontology annotation, molecular function: hydrolase activity, hydrolyzing O-glycosyl compounds; carbohydrate binding. Lineage: Eukaryota; Fungi; Ascomycota; Leotiomycetes; Helotiales; Ploettnerulaceae. The record is from RefSeq and is a predicted model, not a curated record.
AUGUUUACCUCCUCGCUUCUAAGUGCCUGCCUCGCGCUGGUUGUAGGGUUUGUCUCUGCGAGCGUGCAGAUUAUCCCAGGCGCAACUAUCACUGCCAAGGGAACGAAUCAACACCUUCAAGCACACGGUGGUGGAAUCAUCGAAGUCAACAAUGUAUUCUACCUCAUUGGUGAGAACAAACUAGGUGGCUCUGCGUUCCAGAGCAUCAAUUGCUAUUCCAGCACGGAUCUCGUAACCUGGACAUUCGUCAAUAAACUCCUCACCCUACAAGGCUCCGGCGAUCUCGGACCCAACCGUGUCGUCGAGAGACCACAUGUGAUUUACAAUGAGAAGACCAGGAAAUAUGUCAUGUGGAUGCAUAUUGAUAGUAGUAAUUAUGGGGAGGCGAAGGCUGGGUGGGCUGUGAGUGAUAGUGUUUGUGGGAGUUAUCAGUAUUUGGGAUCGGCUCAACCGCUUGGGUAUCAGAGUCGAGAUUUGAAUCUGUUUAAAGACACCGAUGGCUCAGCCUACCUACUCACCGAAGACCGCGCCAACGGUCUCCGCAUCGACAGACUCUCAGACGACUACCUCAAGCCCGUAUCCACCGUCUACCUCUGGCCAGACCUAUACCAAUACGAAGCAUCGGCGAUAUACAAGAAUGGGAACACGUAUUUCAUGUUUGCAUCGCAUCAGAGUGGGUGGGAUCCGAAUGAUAAUGUUUACUGUACUGCUACGAGUCUGAGUGGGCCUUGGUCGUCGUGGAAGACGUUUGCGACGUCGGGGUCGAAGACGUAUAAUUCGCAGACGGCGGCAGUGGUUAAUAUUAGGGGGGUUGUGAUGUACAUGGGUGAUCGCUGGAAGAAAGAUAACCUCAUGACAUCCACCUAUGUCUGGCUCCCUCUCGAACUAUCCGGGACGUCUGCAUCAAUGGCUAACCGCGUAAACUGGAUCCUCAACAUCGGCUCCGGAAGCUGGGCCCCCGGCCCAAGCGAAACCACGCCCGAAGCCGAAUCCAGCAGCAACAGCCUCUCCGCAGGCGCCAAAUCCCUCGACUGCUCCGGCUGUUCUGGCUCGAAGGAUGUCGGAUAUAUUGGCGGUGGAGCGGGCGGCACGCUCACGUUUAAUGGGGUGUCGAGCACGGUGGCGACGACGAGCACGAUUAGGAUUGCGUAUAUCAAUGGGGAUAGUUCGCAGCGGUAUGCGAAUGUGGUGGUGAAUGGGGUGGGGACCGUGGUGGCGUUUGUGCCGACUGUGGGGAGCACGCCGAUGAGUAGUACGUUGACGGUGCCGUUGAAUAAGGGGUCGAAUACGAUUCGGUUUGAGGGGUAUAAUGGGGGAUGGGGUCCAGAUAUUGAUCGAUUGAUGGUGCCUGUUUCAUAA